UUUAUUAGCGGUGGAAAGGCGCUACGUUACCAGUCUCGAAUUUGUUAGGGCUGACUUUAGUUAUACCUAAGGUCCCGACGAAUUUGGUUCAGUUUACUCGAGAUGUUUUCCAAUCGGAUAGUUUUACCGCUAGUAGUAGCACUGGCAACGUGUGCAACGGUAGCAUCCGGAAGUGGCAGAUUGAUUCCGCCGUUAUUCAAAUUCGACAACUAUGAGAAGUGUCGCCAGCAGAAUUUUCCUGGAGUGUUUUGCUAUGCUAAAGUGAUAUUCGAAACGGAAACGGAUCCAAUUAAAUCCAACCGAAUAGUGUCCAAUUUUCGGCACAAUGUGCUGGAUUGGGGCAUCUGCGUACCGGAAUGCGAACGGGAGCUUGCCACACUGAGCGAGAAGGAUCGUCAACGGUUGUAUCAGCCGAAAUUUGCCAUCAAUUAUACGUAUGCUUUCCCUUCGGAAUCAUGGCCAGCGGACGCAGAACGCCUGAGUCAUCGGUACAGCCGCUUGUUGAACGUUUGUAUUAACAAGCGUUUAGAGCGUAAUUACAAUGUCGCCCCAAACGCAUACUCCGAGAUCGAAUACUGCACCUCCAAUGAACUUCCAGGGGUGGAAAAGGGUUCAGACUGGUUAAAGAUCACAUUUGGAAUAAUAGUGUUGACGUUGAUUGGAGCCCUUCUGGGCGCCAACGCGAUUGAUUGGCUUGGAAAAGAUCACUGGAAAGAACACAUUAUCGUGACAUCGUUUUCUGUUCAGCGAAACUGGAGGCAAUUGAGGAAACAACCUGAUUCUCAAGUAUAUCGUGACUUCGGAUAUAUUGAUGGAUUACGAGUGCUCAUUAGUACCUACGUAUUGAUUGUACAUUGUUUAGUAGUAUGCGCUUUAAUUCCGUUGGAAAACCCUGAAGUUGUUGAAAUGUUGCUGCUAAAUCCGCUAGUUUUGAAUUUCGCAUCUGCGGCGCCAUUUAGUGUGCAGACCUUUUUCGUCAUCAGCUCUCUGCUGCUGAGUGUCAGCUUCUUCAAGGACAUACAACGCAAGCCUCAGCUCGAAAACGGCUAUUUCCGUUCGAAGAUCAUCAACCGGCUGAUUCGCAUCACACCAGUUUACUACUUCUUCCUCCUUUUUUCGGUCCUGGGCACUGCUGGAGUUCCUGGAUUGGAACUGGGACGCUACGGAUACAAGUCUCUAGUUCUGGAACAGGAAUUUUGUAGGAGGAAUUGGUGGAGGAACGUCUUGUUCGUGAAUAAUUUGCCACUCAAUGAGGAACGUUGUUUCCUUCACGGGUGGUACCUUGGAGCAGAUCUGCAACUUUUCACCAUAGCCUUGUUACUGUUGGCUAUCCUGUGGAAGUAUCCCGGGAUCUCGAAACCAUUGCUAUCGAUAGUUACAGCAUUAUCAAUGAUUCUUUCAGCAAGUUUGGUGCACUUCAUGCAGCUGGAAUCCUCGAUACCGAUUAGAUUAAGUGAUGUUCAAUUAUUAUUGGUAAAUACAAAAUGGUUCACAAAUAUCUACACACCGGGGUACACAAACGCCAACGCUUGCAUCGCUGGAAUAAUCAUUGGAUAUUUGUAUCACCAGACGAGGCACGGCAAUCUGAAUCUCGACCACUCGAAGUUUUAUAACCUGGUGAAGAAACUGUCCAUUCCUGUAAUGAUUUUUGGCUUGUUACCAGUCUAUUCGUUUUAUCAAUAUGAAAUUAGUCGCCCGUCUUGGUGGACCACUCUGCACUUUGUGAUCUAUAACAACUGCAGUAUCUUGCUGGCAAGUGUAUGCUUCAUAGAAAACUUCAGAAAACCACCAGGCGUAAUACGGAGAGUUCUUAGCUCCCAGUUGAUGACUAGUUUGGGGAAGCUAUCCUUCAGCGUAUACAUUGUACAUGUUCCUGUGCUAAGGGUGCUGUUGAACUAUUUGGAUGAAAUGCCGGAGGUGUCACUGCAAAGUAUGACUUUACUAUUUCUUGUUCUAGUCAUUGUUUCGUAUUUAGUCGGGGUUGUUGUAUACUUUUGCAUUGAGCAACCGUGUAGUUUAAUUCUAAAUGAAUGGUCUUCUAGACAACGGAAGGAUAAAGUAGAAUAGUAAAGCUUCUAAUAAAUUUGUACAAACAUUUUA
Messenger RNA from Toxorhynchites rutilus septentrionalis, 2100 nucleotides. RefSeq names its product O-acyltransferase like protein-like. Gene Ontology annotation, molecular function: acyltransferase activity, transferring groups other than amino-acyl groups. Bases 103 to 2067 code for a protein of 654 amino acids. The record is from RefSeq and is a predicted model, not a curated record. NCBI's taxonomy places the organism in Eukaryota, Metazoa, Arthropoda, Insecta, Diptera, Culicidae. The transcript is spliced from 9 exons.